AUGGCAGCCCCGGCCGCCGCCUCGCCCGCGCCCCGCCCCGCCCCGCGUCACGUCGGUCGUGGCAAGCCUGGCUUCGCGGCGGCACUGGCGGCUGCAGGGGCGACGGCGGCGACCGAGCUUGGCGAGAGCGGAGGCUGCGGCUGCGACCUCGCCGCGGCCAUCUUGACAACCAACGGACGCCGCGUCCUUCGCGACGGAAUCCAGGGGGCGGGCCUCCGCCCCGGAAGCCAAUGGAAGGACGUGGCGGCGGGGCUGGCGCCAGGGCAGCCAAUGGAAGGGUGUGAAGGCGGGGCUGUCGCUCGGGCAGCCAAUGGGAGGCGCCGGCGCCGGCGCGGAGCUGCUCCGCGCGCCCGGGGUCCCGGGAGGUUUGCGGGGCUCCAGCGCCGGGCCCGGCUCUGCCUUCCCGGCAGCCCGGCACGGAAAGGCGGUGAGCGCGCCCCGGGCCCGCAUCCCCGGCCCGCACCCCGGGCCCCGCACCCCGGCCCGCGCGCGCCCGCGGGUUUGGACGCAGGCCCGGCCUGCCGCGAGCCGUCUCCCGUGGCGGUCCUCGGGUGUCGUAUUCUCACUUCCCUGAACCGGCAGCUCUUUUUUGCCGCGUGGAAAAGCACAAUAACUCCAUCUCAGGCUUUAUUCUGGUGGUUGAAUGUAUGUUUUAUUUGUGGAGAAGCCAUCCAAAGGCUCUGUGCUCAUUAUCCUGUGAGUUCUCCAGUAAUUAAUAUUGUAGAAGAUGUGCCUAAUGCAAAAGAUGAAAGUCAGAGUCAUGACAUGGUUUGUAAGGAAGACUGUGACAAAUCCUGUGAGAUUAAAGCUAAAACUGCAAGAGAAGAAAAACAUUUCAUUUGUAGGAAUCUACAAAAUUCUAUUGUUUGCUACAAACGAAGUACCAAGAAACUCCUGAGGGAUACAAUGGAGAAGCAACAAGCCUCUUUGGAUUCCUUAUCCAAUCAGGUAAUGUGUGACAUGGAUUUCAGAGGAUGUGGAUGGACUGUGAUACAGAAGAGGAUUGAUGGGAGAAUUGACUUCCAAAGAUUAUGGAGUGAUUACCUGGAUGGAUUUGGAGAACUUUUAGGAGAAUUUUGGCUAGGACUAAAAAAGAUAUUUUAUAUAGUAAAUCAGAAAAAUAUCAGUUUUGUGUUGUAUGUGACUUUGGAAUCUGAAGAUGACACCUUUGCUUAUGCAUUCUAUGAUAAUUUUUGGUUAGAAGAUGAGACAAGAUUUUUAAAAAUGCACCUAGGAAGGUAUUCAGGAAAUGCUGCUCUCUCUGAUGUGCAUGCCCUGCAGAAGCUGAUCAGCGACUCUCGGCCCCAUGCCACGUGUCACCGCCUGGCCGUGGAGAAUGGCAUCGUGUUUGUCACAUGGCGUUGCACCUCAGAUGUUCACAACAAGGGUUGUCACCCCGCGUGCCUGCUCGGUCAGUCUGUGAAGUGCUGCUGGCGUCUUCAUACCAGCACUGGCUGGUGGUUCAGCCGCUGGGGCAGUGCAAGCCUCAGUGGCGUCCCUCCCUCCCCUGGGAACGCCCCCUGGGCUGGAAUCCAGCGGACCACGCGGACCAGAGCCGUCUCCACGAACAUCCGAAGGACUCACAGUCCUGAUUUUAAGUAG
Molecule: messenger RNA, 1602 nt
Organism: Dipodomys ordii (Ord's kangaroo rat)
Lineage: Eukaryota; Metazoa; Chordata; Mammalia; Rodentia; Heteromyidae
Gene: Angptl5
Product: angiopoietin-like 5
Source: RefSeq, a predicted model, not a curated record